Messenger RNA from Electrophorus electricus (electric eel), 6697 nucleotides. RefSeq names its product protein unc-13 homolog A. Lineage: Eukaryota; Metazoa; Chordata; Actinopteri; Gymnotiformes; Gymnotidae. Gene Ontology annotation, cellular component: plasma membrane; terminal bouton; neuromuscular junction. Gene Ontology annotation, biological process: synaptic vesicle priming; dense core granule priming; synaptic transmission, glutamatergic. The record is from RefSeq and is a predicted model, not a curated record. Gene Ontology annotation, molecular function: calcium ion binding; syntaxin-1 binding; diacylglycerol binding.
CGCUAGCGAGUGGAGAGGUACAGCGAGGCUGGCAGAACAGGUCCCGAAGAGAGACAACCGCACAACCACAAAGUGUUUCGGACAAAGCGCGCAAGUCAGGAUUUUCCGUGUGCGUGGGCGUGGGCGUGGGCGUGGGCGUGUGUUGACCACCAGAUAGCAGCGUGUAGGCUGUCCCAUUCUCAACUGGCGCUCCGGGGAACCGGCAGAGGACAGCUCGCAAAACUCACACUAUAAGCGAUGUCACUGCUUUGUGUUGGGGUGAAAAAAGCCAAGCUUGAUGGUCCCCAAGACAAGUUUAACACAUAUGUAAGUCUGAAGGUGCAGAAUGUUAAAAGCACGACAAUCGCAGUACGGGGAAGCCAGCCCAGCUGGGAGCAGGACUUCAUGUUUGAGAUUAACAGGCUUGAUCUGGGCCUGACUGCAGAGUUGUGGAAUAAAGGUCUGAUCUGGGACACCAUGGUUGGCACCGUCUGGAUCCCACUCCAGAGCAUCCGUCAAUCAAGAGAGGAGGGCCCGGGGGAGUGGCUAACUCUGGACUCCCAGGUGAUCAUGGCGGAUAAUGAGAUUUGCGGCACCAAAGAUCCAACAUUCCACCGCGUGCUGCUCGACACACGCUUUGAACUGCCUCUGGAUAUACCUGAGGAAGAGGCUCGAUAUUGGGCUAAGAAACUGGAACAGCUGAAUGCCAUGCGGGACCAGGAGUACUCAUACCAGGAGGAGCAGGAGAGGCCCCUUCCUGUUCCUGGGACCCAGUGUUGUAACUGGAAUCUAUGGGGAGACCAGCAGAAUGAAGACCCAGACAGUGCGGUGGACGACCGUGACAGCGACUAUCGCAGCGAGGCGAGCAAUAGCAUCCCUCCGCCGUACUACACCACGUCCCAGCCCAACGCCUCCGUCCACCAGUACCCCAUGGGCCAGCAGCAAGGCCCCACCUGCAACACCUACACCCGCUCCAUCAACAGCUGCCACCUCAACUACGAGCAGCAGAGAGUGAUCAGUCCGACAGGCAGCUACGCUUCCUCGGCAGAGCUGAGCCACGGUAGUUCCCAGCUGAGUGAGGAGUACGGCGAGCGGGAGCUGUACGACGAGAACGACUCUUACCACUCGUGCCACUCCUCUGUCUCCUACAGCAAGGGCUCCCCCGACUGGGACCCGGAUGAGACGGUGGGCACCUAUAGCGACGAGGGCGGCUACAGCAAGGAUGGCGGUGAGGAGUGUGCGUUGUACGAGGCGAGCGAUGGGGACCCCAACACCGAUGACCGGUACGAGGCCGAGGAGGAGGAGGAGGACUUCAACUACGAGGACGAGGACCCGUACCCAGCCGAGGAGGCGCUCAGCGAUGACCAGGAGCCCCCGCACACCCCGACCCCGACCCCGAACGGUGGGACGCCCGCACCGGGCGUGCCGACCGUCGCCAGGCCCCUGCCGGAGAAACGGCCCUCCCAGGAGUUGCAGGUGGCCCAGCUGACAGCACAACAGACGCCGCCGCCGCAGGGUCAGGAUGCCAGCCUCCCUCCUGGCCAGGCACCAGCGCAACCUGCUGCCCAGGCUCCAGGCAAGGCCCCAAGCCAGUGGGGCCCCAGGCAGAACCCCCCGCUACUGUCACAGCAGUCUUCGGGCCCUCUCCCAUCUGUGCAGUCCUUCUUCGCCAUGGCCAAGCCCCUAACUGCUGUGUUUGGGUUGGGUGGCUCCGCCCCUGCGCAGCCUACCGCCUCCGUGCCCCACCCACAGCAGCCGCGGCCACACCCACAGCCCCCCGCCCCUUCAACCCCGGCUCCCGUUGCCCCGCCUCCUGCUCCCGGAGCACCCGAUGCCCCUCCGGCCCUGGCCGAAGAUUCCGAAUGCCCAACCCAGACCCAGGAGACCCAGUCCCAACUCCCAGGCCUCGCAGCUGAGCCCCCCAGAAUGGCAGAAGAGCCAAAGAUCCCCGAGGAGCUGCCCAUGGAAGAUCAGCCCCCUUUAGAGAAGGAUGAGCUCCCUUUGGAAGAACUUCCUCUGGAGGAAGAGGAGCGACAGAGUGCACCUUCCUCUCCGACUGCAGAGGAGAAGGAGCAAGUGUUGGAACCAGAAAGUGAACCGGUGCCCGAGGAGGUGAAGGAGCCCGUGGACCCAGCGGUGCGAGCCAAGGAGAAUUGGCUCCGACUCUUUGGCAAGGUCCGGCAGCAGCUGCAGGAGGCACGGGGAGAAACUGACUCUCAGUCUCUAUGGUUUGGAAAGGGAGGGAUGGGAGGAGCUCUGUACAGCAUAGACAGCAUGCCUGACCUACGCAAGAGGAAAGCCAUCCCAUUGGUCAGGGACCUGGCCAUGUCUUUGGUGCAGAACUCUCGCAAGGCUGGAAUCACAUCUGCUAUGGCAUGUAGCACACUCAACAAUGAGGAACUGAAGAGUCACGUGUAUAAGAAGACGCUGCAAGCUCUGAUCUACCCCAUCUCGUGCACCACGCCCCACAACUUCGAGGUGUGGACGGCCACCACGCCCACCUACUGCUACGAGUGUGAGGGGCUGCUGUGGGGCAUUGCCCGGCAGGGCAUGCGCUGCACCGAGUGCGGGGUCAAAUGUCACGAGAAGUGCCAGGAUCUGCUCAAUGCCGAUUGUCUGCAAAGAGCUGCUGAGAAGAGCUCCAAGCAUGGUGCAGAGGACCGCACCCAGAACAUCAUCAUGGUCCUGAAGGACCGCAUGAAGAUCCGUGAGCGCAACAAGCCAGAGAUCUUUGAACUCAUCCAAGAAGUGUUUGCUGUGGCCAAGACAAACCAUGCCACCCAGAUGAAGCAGAUCAAACAGAGCGUUCUCGACGGAACGUCUAAAUGGUCUGCUAAGAUCAGCAUCACAGUGGUCUGUGCCCAGGGGCUUCAGGCCAAGGAUAAGACUGGCUCCAGUGACCCCUAUGUCACUGUGCAGGUGGGCAAGACAAAGAAGAGGACCAAGACCAUCUACGGUAACCUGAACCCCAUCUGGGAUGAGAGCUUCCAUUUCGAGUGCCACAACUCAUCUGACCGGAUCAAAGUGCGAGUGUGGGACGAGGACGAUGACAUCAAGUCUCGUGUGAAGCAGAGGUUCAAGAGGGAGUCUGAUGACUUCUUGGGCCAGACCAUCAUCGAGGUCCGAACACUCAGCGGAGAGAUGGACGUGUGGUAUAACUUGGACAAGCGCACAGAUAAAUCGGCCGUCUCUGGAGCUAUACGCAUGCACAUCAGUGUGGAGAUCAAAGGGGAGGAGACCGUUGCGCCGUACCACGUCCAGUACACCUGCCUGCAUGAGCACCUGUUCCACUACACCACCGAGGAGCAGAACAGCGGCGUGGUGAAGAUCCCGGACGCUAAGGGAGACGACGCCUGGAAGGUGUACUUUGAGGAGACCGCGCAGGAGAUCGUGGACGAGUUCGCCAUGAGAUACGGAGUGGAAUCCAUCUAUCAGGCCAUGACGCACUUCGCAUGUCUGUCAUCCAAGUACAUGUGUCCUGGCGUACCUGCCGUGAUGAGCACCCUACUGGCUAACAUCAACGCCUACUACGCCCACACCACCCAAUCCUCCAACAACGUGUCUGCCUCCGACCGCUUCGCUGCCUCCAACUUCGGGAAAGAUCGAUUUGUAAAGCUACUGGACCAAUUGCACAACUCCCUAAGGAUCGACCUCUCCAUGUACAGGAAUAAUUUCCCUGCCAGUAGUCCUGAGAGGCUGCAGGAUCUGAAGUCUACUGUAGAUCUUCUCACCAGUAUCACCUUCUUCAGGAUGAAGGUCCAGGAGCUGCAGAGUCCUCCGCGAGCGAGUCAGGUCGUUAAGGACUGUGUGAAGGCCUGUCUGAACUCCACCUAUGAGUACAUCUUCAACAACUGCCACGAGCUCUACGGGCGAGAGUAUCAGACAGACCCGUCUAAGAAUAUCCCUCCAGAGGAGCAGGGUCCCAGCGUCAAGAACCUGGACUUCUGGUCCAAGCUCAUCACCCUUAUUGUUUCCAUUAUAGAAGAGGACAAGAACUCCUACACGCUCUGCCUCAACCAGUUUCCUCAGGAGCUGAAUGUGGGGAAGAUCAGUGCUGAGGUCAUGUGGAACAUGUUUGCUCAGGACAUGAAGUACGCCAUGGAGGAGCAUGAGAAGCACAGACUGUGUAAGAGCGCAGACUACAUGAACCUGCACUUCAAAGUCAAGUGGCUCUAUAAUGAGUACUGCAAGGAGUUGACCUGCUUUCAAGUGCAUGUGCCAGAGUACCCUACGUGGUUUGAGCCGUUUGUCAUCCUGUGGCUGGACGAGAAUGAGGAAGUGUCAAAGGACUUCCUGCAUGGUGCCCUGGCGAGGGAUGCAAAGGAUGGGUUCCAGCAGACGUCAGAGCACGCUCUGUUCUCUUGCUCCGUGGUAGAUGUUUUCUCUCAGCUGAAUCAGAGCUUUGAAAUUAUUCGUAAACUGGAGUGCCCCGACCCUCAGAUCGUCGGCAACUACAUGAAGAGAUUUGCCAAGACUAUUGGGACUGUACUUUUGUCGUAUGCUGAUAUCAUUGCCAAGGAUUUCCCCAGCCACUGUAAGAAGGAGAAAGUGCCUUGUAUCAUCAUUAACAACAUCCAGCAACUGAGGGUUCAGCUGGAGAAGAUGUUUGAGGCCAUGGGUGGCAAAGAUCUGAAUGUGGAGGCCAGCGACUUCCUGAAGGAGCUGCAGGUUAAACUCAACAACGUGAUGGAUGACCUCAGCCACAUCUUCGCUGUCAGUUUCCAGCCCCACAUUGAGGAGAGUGUGAGGCAGAUGGGAGACAUCCUGAGCCAGGUGAAGGGCGCCAACGUCCCCGCCAAUGGCAAUGGAAGUCUAACACAGGAUGCCGACAAUGUGCUCCAGCCUAUUAUGGACUUCCUGGACAGCAAUUUGACGUUGUUUGCUAAAAUCUGUGAGAAGACCGUUCUGAAGCGAGUCCUUAAAGAGCUUUGGAAACUGGUCAUAAACACCAUGGAGAAAACAAUUGUUCUCCCUCCGUUAACAGACCAAACGGGCACACAGCUCAUCUUUAAUGCUGCUAAAGAACUGGGUCAGCUGUCUAAGCUCAAGGAGCACAUGGUGCGAGAGGAGGCCAAGGCGCUCACUCCCAAACAGUGUGCAGUUAUAGAGCUAGCACUGGACACCAUAAAGCAAUACUUCCAUGCUGGUGGAGUGGGCCUAAAGAAGACGUUUCUGGAGAAGAGCCCAGACCUGCAGUCUCUGCGUUAUGCUCUCUCACUCUACACGCAAGCCACAGACAAACUCAUCAGGAAAUUCAUUCAGUCACAGCACACUCAAGUCCACGGCGGUAAAGGCGUGAGGUACAGCCCUAGCGAGGAUGUGUACCCAGAGAAAGCCUCAGGCGUGGAUGAUGCUGUGGGAGAGGUAUCCAUGACAGUGGAGCUCCUCAGUGACCCCAACACCGGAGGGCACAGAAUUAAUAUUAAAGUGGUGGCGGUCAAUGACCUGCGCUGGCAGACACAAGGCAUAUUCCGCCCCUUCGUGGAGGUGUACAUCAUUGGGCCAUACCUCAGCGACAAGAAGAGGAAGUUCGCUACCAAGUCUAAAAACAACAGCUGGUCCCCGAAAUUUGGCGAGUCUUUCCAAUUCACCCUGGGUAGCGAACUGGGGCCCGAGGGCUAUGAGCUGCACGUGUGCGUGAAAGACUACUGCUUCGCGCGCGACGACCGCACGGUGGGCGUGGCCGUGCUGCAGCUGCGCGAUGCGGUGGGCCGUGGUGGAGCCACCUGCUGGCUGCCCCUGGGCAAGCGCGUGCACAUGGACGAGACGGGCCUGACCGUGCUGCGCAUCCUCUCACAGCGCAGCAACGACGACGUGGCCAAAGAGUUUGUCAAGCUCAAGUCGGACCAGCGCUCGGCCGAGGAGGGUCGCGGGAGCUAGGGAGCUAGGGCACCCCCCCCCCGUGGCAGUGCACAGGACCGCACAGAAAAGCAACCGGAAAAACACAUGCAUGCGUACACAAACACAGCCACAGGAAACAAACUGAUGGAGGUUAGUCCAGUAAAUAAAGAUGUCCAUAUAGAUAAUAUUAGCUAAAGGUUACUGUUGUGUCUCUGUUGGUAACAUCAAUAGUGACAUAACAGAGAUUUCUUUACAAACACAAAACCAAUGAAGUCUGAUUCAAGCAAUUAAUGAUGUCAGAAAUAUAGGUAUAGCUCUUUCAUCUUUGCCUUUUUUAUUUUAAAAACAGGAACCUGGCUGUGAUGUGCUUAAAUGCCUCCACACACACACACACACACACACACACACACAAAUUCAAUAUGUCUUCUUUUUAUAUUCUAGCUUAGCUAAAAACUCAAAGCAUGUCACAAAGCUUAUAAAAAACAAAACACAAACAAACCGCCCUAUGAUUGGCUUCACAGAGUCCUUGUCCAAUCAGUAUCAGUUGGAUACUGAUUUCCAUUUGCUCUUUUUAGACACAUGCCUUUUGAAGUUGGUAACCUUGACUCAGCAGUUUGCAUCGGGUAACAUAGCUCACUUGCCGUGUGUCAACGACCCUCUGGCGGUAUGAGUCAGCAGACUGCUGUCAGAGAUCGGGAGCAGCCCGGCACUCCUUCUACACACGCGCACAGCAUGGCUGCCUGGGGUAUGCCCUCGGGCUCCCAGUUAAAACAGCUUCUGCUGCAAACGCACUCUCCAUCUCACCCUUCCUCCACCUCAGUUUAUUAUUUUAUGGCUGGAUUAUUCCAUUGUAGGAAAAAACAAACAAACAAACAAA